Messenger RNA from Gadus morhua (Atlantic cod), 2511 nucleotides. It is a transcript of the gene rad54l, whose product is annotated as RAD54 like. Gene Ontology annotation, cellular component: nucleus. Lineage: Eukaryota; Metazoa; Chordata; Actinopteri; Gadiformes; Gadidae. Bases 270 to 2273 code for a protein of 667 amino acids. Gene Ontology annotation, biological process: double-strand break repair via synthesis-dependent strand annealing; reciprocal meiotic recombination. The record is from RefSeq and is a predicted model, not a curated record. The transcript is spliced from 18 exons. Gene Ontology annotation, molecular function: hydrolase activity, acting on acid anhydrides; ATP binding; DNA translocase activity.
CAAGGCUUUCCGUAGAGAUGUGCAAACACUGCGCGCGAUUUGUGAAUUGUCCGUGGCGUUUCCUAGUAGUUGUGGUUAUUACGGUAGUAAGUUAAAAAGGUAGUUUAGUUCAGAUGUAAACGUUAGCAUUCAAUUGAAUCCCAACAUAAGGGUAGCCAACAAGCCAUGACAACAAUGUCUGUUACCAGGAAUAUAGACAGUUGAUUGGAGAUGCUAACAAAUGCAGUGUUGUUUUAGUCCUCAUUGAGUUACUGAAAGACGAAACAAAAAUGAGAAGGAGUCGUGCUCCAAGCCAGGUGGCCAAACGGAAACAAGCUGAUGAUUCAUCCGAGGAGGAAGAGUGGAGCCCUUCCCAGGACAAACAAACGAAAGGGGAUAGCAAUUCCAGAGAGAGUUAUGUCGCCCCUUUCAGAAAGCCUCUAACGCAGCUGACCAACCCUCCUCUGUGUGUAGACAGCAACCAGCAUGAAGCGUUCAUCCAAAGUAUCCUUUCCAAACCAUUUAAGAUCCCCAUUCAAAACUACACAGGUCCACUGGGAAUCAGGGCACUAGGUUUGAAGCGUGCUGGAGUGAGGCGUGCACUUCAUGACCCAUUUGCAGAGGGUGCGUUGGUUCUGUAUGAGCCCCCUACGCUGAAUACUCAGGACAUGCUUAAAGCAGACAAGGAGAAAAUGCCAGUGCAUGUAGUUGUGGAUCCAGUCUUGGGAAUUGUACUCAGACCUCACCAGAGAGAGGGGGUGAAGUUUCUGUGGGAUUGCGUGACGGGGAGACGCAUCCCGAACUCUCCCGAAAAGGCUUUUCCAGUGAGCUUCAUGUGCCAGCAUGGCCUGAGAGUGCCGACACCAAUACUCAUAAUUUCAUAUGAAACCUUCCGUCUUCACGCUGAGGUCCUACACAAGGGAAAGGUUGGACUGAUCAUUUGCGAUGAGGGUCAUCGGCUUAAAAACUCUGACAACCAGACGUACCAGGCUCUCAAUGCUAUGAGCUCCCAGCGUAGAGUGCUAAUCUCAGGCACCCCUAUCCAGAACGACCUGCUCGAAUACUUCAGUCUGGUGCACUUUGUCAGUGCUGGCAUCCUUGGUACAGCCCAAGAGUUUAAAAAGCGGUUUGAGCUUCCCAUUUUGAAGGGUAGAGAUGCUGAUGCCAGUGAUAAAGACAGACAAGCUGGAGAGGAGAAACUCAAAGAGUUGAUCAGCGUAGUCAACAGAUGCCUGAUAAGGAGAACGUCAGAUAUUCUCUCCAAGUAUCUCCCUGUGAAGAUCGAGCAAGUUGUUUGCUGCAGGCUGACCCCACUUCAGUCAGAGCUUUACAAGCGUUUUCUGAUGCAGGCCAAGCCAGUCGAAACUCUCCAGGAAGGCAAAAUAAGUGUGUCCUCAUUGUCUUCCAUCACAACACUCAAGAAACUGUGCAAUCACCCGGCUUUAAUCUACGAGAAGUGCAUGGAGGGUGCGGAGGGCUUUGAAGGAGCGUUGGAUAUCUUCCCUGCCGGAUACAGUUUGAAAUCUGUGGAACCUCAACUUUCUGGUAAAAUGUUGGUCCUUGACUACAUUCUGGCAAUGACGAGGUCCACAACAAGCGACAAAGUGGUGCUAGUCUCCAACUACACUCAAACCCUGGAUCUGUUUGAAAAGCUGUGCAGAUGUCGUAGUUAUCUUUAUGUUCGACUAGACGGCACAAUGUCCAUUAAGAAAAGGGCCAAAAUUGUGGAACGAUUCAACACUCCAUCCAACCCAGAGUUUAUUUUCAUGCUGAGCAGCAAGGCUGGCGGAUGUGGCCUGAAUCUGAUUGGUGCCAACCGCUUAGUGAUGUUCGAUCCCGACUGGAAUCCAGCCAAUGAUGAGCAGGCUAUGGCACGUGUGUGGAGAGACGGUCAGUUGAAGACCUGCUACAUCUACAGACUGCUAUCUACGGGAACAAUAGAGGAGAAGAUUCUGCAGAGGCAAGCCCAUAAAAAGGCCCUGAGCAGCUGUGUGGUGGAUGAGGAGCAGGACGUAGAGCGCCACUUCUCCCUGGGCGAGCUGCGUGAACUGUUCUUGCUCAAUGAGGAGACGACCAGCGAUACCCAUGACAAGUUCAAGUGUCGGCGCUGCGUCAACGGCAGGCAGGUUCGGGCGCCCCCAGAGGACUCGGACUGCACCGGCGACCUGUCCCAGUGGCACCACUGCUCCGACAAGAGGGGGCUCCGGGACCGGGUGCUGCAGGCCUCCUGGGACGCUGCCGUGUCCUUCGUCUUCCAUCAGCGCUCUCACGACGACCAGAAAGGGUUGGUGUGAGGGCAGACUGCUCCUAGGUUUUCUUUUACAGAGUUGGACACUUGAGGAUGCAAAGGUUAAGAUCGAAUCUUUGCCUAGUUAUUUUAUCUAAAACUUUGAAGAAAAUGCCCAAAUAAAAGCGAGGCAUCAUGUUUCAUUCAUGUGUCAUUUUAUGUAAAUAUUGAAAAAAGAAAUUCUGUGACGGAUUUGUUGCCCUUGUCUAUAGUAUAUCUUAAUAAAAAAAACGUAUAGAUCCUCA